CCAUGCCUGACCCUGUUCUAAACACAGUGCAACGUCUGAUCACACUGCAAUUGCUUUUUAUUGGGUUCUGACAGUCGUUGCUUGUACGGUUGCACCCACAUAUCCGGACUCAGCCCCACCGCUCCCUCUCACCGCAAGGCACGUCCGCUGAUGCUCUGCUGCCAACGCACCUCCACACUCUCACACACCGCCGAGCGCUCUGAGUGACAUCAGAUCUGCCCACCUCGAUCGACCUCCCCGCAGAACGCCUGUCGUAACCCUCGUCUUCGCCCUCACGGGCACACACCGUCAUGGACGGCCCUCCUCCACCGCCGCCGAAACAUGGCGAGAACCCCAAGACGACAGGAGGUAGCCAUGCUCCCCCCGGCAGUGGAAGUGGCCUACCUCCAGGAAACUACGACAUCUUCAUCAUACCACCUCACUCCUCAGGAGGCGGGUUUGUGUACCUUCCCAGCCUGCAGGUGCAGCGGAACAGUUUCAUAGCGGGCAUAGCCAGCACGCUUGCCAGCAUUGCCGUAUGGAAGAUCAUCGAGCCUCAAGUCAAGCAGUACUGCCAGAUGGUUACCCAGGGUGUGUCAUCAGGCGGAAACGGCGUUAUCCUGCUGGUGGUGCUUGUUGGUAUCGCUGGUUGGGUCUUCGGUCAGACACAAGGCGGAGGCAAGUUCGGUGCUUUUGGAUCAGGCAGUGGACCUCAGAAUGGGACAGGUGCUGGGACAGGUGCUGGAGCAGGAAGCGGUACAUCGGGUGCAGGUGCUGGCUACCAGCGGGCUCCACCACCGCCGAACGGAGGUUUCUCUGGUGCUGGCGGUCCUCCACCGCAGGGUGCCCAGGGGGGGUGGGGAGGAUAUCAACAAUAUGGUGCGUCAUCGCCACCUCCAGACGACGCCGAGUCAACGUUUAAAAAAGAACAGGCCAAAGCUGAGGAGGAGCGCAAGCGCGCUGAGGAGGAGCAGAGGAAGAAGGCUGAGGCGAAACGGAAAGAAGACGAAGCGAAGCGCGCGAAGGAAGAGGCAGAACGCAAGCGAGCAGAAGAGGAGAAGCGGAAGCGAGACGAAGAGGAGAAACGGAAGCGGGACGAAGAGGAGAAACGGAAACGGGACGAAGAGGAGCGCAGGCAAGCAGAGGCGCAUCGUAAACAGGCCGAGGAGGCAAAGCGAAAGCGUGAAGAAGAGGCACGGAGACUUGCUGAGGAGGCAAAGAAGAUAGCAGACGAAGUGGCCCGGAAGGCAGCUUGGGAGGAGCUCAAGAAAGCUGAGGAAGCAAGAAAGAAGCGUGAAGAAGAUGAGAAAGCUAAAGAGGAAGCAGCGAAGCAAGCCCGCGCUAAGGCAGAGAAAGAGAAGUGGGAAAAGAUGAGGCAGCGCGAACGAGAACAGCGCGAGCGUGAAGCACGCGAAAGGCUUGCAAAGGAGAAAGCGAAAAAGCUGCAGGAGCAACGAGAGAAAGAAGACGCCGAACGUGAGGCUCGUGAAGCUGCAGCGAGAGCAGCCAUCGAGAAGGAGAUUAGAGAGAAGCUCGAGGCUGAACAGAAAGCCAAGGCAGCCGAGGAAGCAGCGAAGAAGGCUGAAGACGAGAAGGCCGCCGCAGAGGCUGCUGCAGCAAAGGAGAAAGCUGCUGCUGAAGCUGCUGCCCUCAAGGCGAAGGCCGACGCCGAACGAGCCGAGCGGCUCAAGGCCGCACGAGAGCGAGCCCAGCGCGACCGAGAAGCCCGACUCAAAGCAGAGGCCGAGAAGAUCAAAGCAGAAGCUGCUGCUGCGACACCAGAUCUCAGCGCAGGUCGGAGGUCCACAACAUACGGUGGUAUUGGUGGCGGCGAGCGACUCGACCCAUAUGCAGGUGCUCGGAGCCCGCCCAUUCCGUCACCCUCUGUCACUUCCACACAUUCUUCGCCCAUCAAGGCUACUGUAUCGCCCAAGAAGAACUAUGAGAAGGCCACCGCCAAGUCGUACUUCGGCACUGAGGCACGAUCAAGCGCAUCACGCUCACAUGUGUCAUCUGCAUACUCAGAGUCCUCCUACGCUGAAUCGAUUUCGACUUCGCGAACGACGCCUCCGCCAUCUCAACGAGGACCGUACUCCACAGCUGACCCGAACAAGAUUGUCAUCAAAGCUGUAUAUCUGUUCAAUGAUCUCUUCCCAAAGCCAGUGGCGCAGCUGGUUGCCAGUGUUGGCAAGGUGACCGAUGGGUUGAUACUGAAGAUCCAGUCCGAGGGUCUCUUCAUUGAUGAUGACGUACGCAACAUACCGCAGCGCGAAUGGGAUGUAAAGGCUUGGACGCUGAAGUUGGUUGAGACCGGCACUCAACCUUCGAAAGGUCUACAUAUCCUCCGCGCAUCGGUCCGCGACGCCGAUGGCAAGAAGUAUGUAUUCCUCAUCGAUGACUCCGAGAGCUGGAAGCUUGCGCUCGGCCUGCAACGAUUGCGCAAAGGCAGCCAGGUUCGCAGCUUGCAAAACAGCCAGAUGGCACCGAAUGAUGUGGCAAGGGUAUUGAACGCUGUUCCUCCCCUUACAUGAGCGAGUGGUAUAGUUGGCAGGUGAUGAACAAGAAACAAAAAAAACACAAAGAAGAGUCACAGUCCGCAAUGUUGUCGUGGAUGCGGAAUGUACAUGACCCUCGGUAGUGGGUGCAUUCCUAAUGUGCAUCAGUGCGAUGUUCUUUCUACGAAGCGAGCGAGCAAGCGAUUUGAUGAGAUAUACCCUCUUUUCUCAAAAGCCUUAUCUGCAUCAGCAUAAGCGGCGGAGUUUUGCAUAGUACUUUCGUUUUGAGUAGACGAUGGCUUUGGGAUUUGGCGUUGCUCGUGCGCUGUUUCAGUGGAGUUACAUAUUUGUAGAUAUUGAG
Molecule: messenger RNA, 2835 nt
Organism: Macroventuria anomochaeta
Lineage: Eukaryota; Fungi; Ascomycota; Dothideomycetes; Pleosporales; Didymellaceae
Exons: 2
Coding region: 291-2510 (739 amino acids)
Biological process (GO): chromatin remodeling
Cellular component (GO): Swr1 complex
Molecular function (GO): ATP-dependent H2AZ histone chaperone activity
Source: RefSeq, a predicted model, not a curated record